AUGUCUAAAUCUGUAACAAAUUUUGCCUGUGUUAACGAUUAUGAAGAUUACGCCAGAAAGCAUUUGCCAAAUAUGUAUUUUGAUUACUUUUUUGAUGGAGCAGGGCAAGGGAAGACUUUAGAAUGGAACAAAACAGGUUUUAACAAAUACAGGAUCAGACCGAAAUAUAUGCGACCAGUAACCAACAGAAAUUUAUCCACAACUAUUUUGGGUAAGCCUGUGGCAUUUCCCAUAGGAAUAUCUCCUACAGCUUAUCAUAAGUUAGCCCAUAAAGAUGGGGAACCUGCUACUGCUAAAGCUGCUCAAGAUUUAGAAACUAUAUUCAUAUUGAGUUCCCAUUCCAAUUCUACCUUUGAAGAGGUGUCAAAAGUUGCACCCCAUGGAAGAAAAUGGUUACAACUGUACAUAUUUCAAAGCAGGGAAAUGACUAAAGACUUGGUAAAAUUAGCAGAGGAAAACGGAUUCGAAGCAUUGGUUCUAACCGUUGAUUUUACACUUUUUGGUAUACGUCGACAUCUCAUAAGGACAGAAUUUAUAAUGCCACCUUAUUCAAAAAGACUAGAUUGUCUAUGGAAGAAGAAAGCUCAACUUCUUACGUCGUUAGCUUUUCUAUCACGAUAUCCAUCAGAACAAGUCAAGCCAAUAGAAUAUAUACAUGCAUGA
Messenger RNA from Diabrotica balteata, 663 nucleotides. Lineage: Eukaryota; Metazoa; Arthropoda; Insecta; Coleoptera; Chrysomelidae. The record is from the annotation of a GenBank genome assembly.